GAGCUCAGAGAGUGCCUGCGUGUGUUGUGUGUUUGUGUGUGUUUGCUUGUGUGUGUGUGGAUGCCUGAAUGUGGUGGGGGAGAUGUUCUGGAGCCAUAAGAUCGUCUGGUUCUGAGUGCUUUUAAUCUGCGAACCUUUAGGGGAUCAUGGAGAACUUUUUUUCGGGUAACAAGAGAACUAACUGAGGCCAAGACUUCCGCUCCUUAACUGAGUGACUUAAAGGAUGUUAUAAAAACAGGACAGUGCAGGAAGCAAAAGACUGGCACCCUACGGAGCUUAGAUUUAUUAGUUACGGCUAUUAGUAUUAGUCUGGGUUUUUAAACCCAGGUUGGAUGCAUGACUGUCAUUCAUGGAAGCAUUUUUGUCAGUUGUUCACUGACUUUGGGGGACCCCAUGGUUCUUUGGCGAGCUUCCUUGGAAAGUUCAAGAGAAGGCAUGGAGCAAACUUGACUUCGCUGUGGAAAAAAAAAAAAGAGGACACGUUUCUGACUUUUACACUGCCAACAACAACAACAACAAACAGCUGCUAUGUAUUUUCCAGCAAUGUGGACAGGGUCCAAGUGAAGGUGAACUGGUCAUGGUUUGUCGCCAGAUUUUCCUUUGUCGUCGGCGUUUCUGCCCCCGACCCUUCUUUUGGGGCUUAGUGGUAGCUAUCUGCCUCUUCUACCAGACUCUAACCUUCAUAGGGACAAGGAAACUUAUAUCAGCUGUUACUGGGGCUUCCCCAUACAAAGUGGCUGAAAGUUAUCAAAGCCAAUCCACAGAAACUGCCACAAGGGACACAUAUUGCUUCCUGUCAUCAGACGAUGCACAGGCAACCCAAAAGAUUAAAGAGUCUAUUUCGAAGCACUUUGGAAGCCAUGAAAGAAGAGCAGUGCUCUAUGUGCCUUCUUCCUACAGCCAAAUGGAACUUCAGCUUUAUCAGCACAUACUCACACAUCAUGGCUAUGCCAUUAUUACCUCAGAAGAAAGCCUCAGGGCUGACCUUGGGCUGGGGCAGCUGAACCAAGGUGAAUCAGGCUCUUGGGAUCUUCUCAUCUGCCUGCCUCCUAGGAAAGCUGAUGGAAAGCCCUGCAUCAUGAAAGAAGACUUGUUCCAGUUGAACUUGCAUCAAAGGGUAAAUAUACUCCCAGAAAUACAGCAUCAGCUUUGCAGCAAGGAAGGAUUAUGCCAAAUCAUUAGAAGAUUUCCAGAGUUGAAUCUUCCAGUUGUUCCUUCUGUAUGUCUGAAUGAGCACACACAGGUAAAAUUGAGCGCUUCAAACUAUCCUUCAAUGACAGAGAAGUAUCAUGGGAAACACCCUGCACCUCUAAGGCCCUUCUGGAACUGGCCUCAUCAUCUGAAUCAAACACCAGCCCCUGUGACACAUAAGCAGCUUUUUAAAGCCAAAGACCUGUCUGUGAUCAUUAAAGCGUAUGUGUUAGUGACAUCUUUAACACCUCUGCGGGCCUUCAUUCAUUCAACUGGUACCAUUUGGAAUCCACCCAAGAAAAAACGUUUCACUGUCAAGCUGCAAACAUUUUUUGAGACAUUCCUCCGGGUCAGUUCUCCUCUCCAGGCCUUUGAUAAUAUGAAGGAAGCUAUAAGUAAACUUCUGCUGGCAGCCGAAGCAUUCAGUGAAACAUCUACUUUGGGACCAAAGACCAUCAAAAGGUGUAGAUUAUGUUUUCAACUUUUAACAUUUGAUAUUGAUUAUAGCAGCUCUUUGAACCCAUUAGUUCUUCAGGUGCAUGAGCAUUUUGAUUUUCAAGUUAAUGACAGUCUUGACUUGGAGGACCAAAAUACAAAAGAAUUCCUUUUAAGAGACACUUUCAGUUUUCUUUUUGCCAAUGAGUCUUCACUUUCCAUUUUUUAUGAAGCACUUCAAAGAAUUUACAGAUCAGACAUAAUUAAGGGUGAAGGAUAUCAAAAUGAACCAAAUCCAUGCCUCUCUUUAGAGGAGAUGAAUUCAAUUAUGACAUUCAUAAAGGAACUCAAGAGUCUGGGACAAUUUCAACUGCUUUUCCCAUCAACUACUCCUGGAAUUCAAGCUUUUAUGCAUGAAUUUUAUUAUGUGGCAGAUCCUAUGGGAAAACAUGGUUCAGUUCUGACCCAGCACUGGUCCCUCUUAAAUUUAUUCAAAGAACUACAGCUCAUGAAUAAAAAGACUCAGCUCUAUUCUCUAGAAUGGAAACACAAGAACAGUUUGAGAGAUUCACCUGUGAAACAAGCAAAUCAUAGGAGUCUGUUUCCAGAUAACAUUAAGUCAAGAAUUCCCAUGGAUGCAGGUGAAAAUAUCAUAGUGCCACAUUUAAUGAAUGAGACCAAAGAGAUGCACUGCAGUAAUGAUAAAGACACAAUAUCUUAUAUCAAGCAGAUCUUUACAAAUCCACAUUUGGACCUGAAUCCAGAAUUUAACCCAAAGAUCAGAGACUACUACUCUGAAGUCCCAUUUGAUGUCAUAACAGUAACAAUUGGAGCAGAGACUUUUAAUUGCCAGUGCAAAGUACAUCUGGAUGAAAAGGCAGGGCCAAGUUUUGCAAAUUAUCCUCUGGGAUUAGGAAUGAACAAAAUCCUAAUUCUUGUGGUAGAUGAAUCUCAAGCAAAUGGUGAAGUCCUCAGCAAUUACAGACUCACGGUUUACCGAGAAGACCGCCCAAGUCUACCCUUGUUCAAUGACUACGUGGCAUGUGGCUUUGUGCAGGAUUGUGGUUUGAAGAUUCACCCAGAAGAAACUUGUGGAUUACAGCCUCUGUCAUCUGACUACAUUGCAACCAUUUCUCAGCCCGAACUAAAGAUUUGUAAGUCUGGGGAUGCCAAAGGACAGUGGAUUGUACCAUGCCUUAGCUGUUCAGACAAUAGAACCUGUGAUUGGAGAGAAAUAGCAUGGCAGCCUCAUAACUGCCAAUACAGUGUCCUGUCAAAGACUCAACUACAACACUGUCUGGGAGGAAGAAAGGUCCUUUUCAUUGGAGAUUCAACCAACAGAGGAAUAAUGUAUUAUCUGAUUGAAAGACUCAAUGAAACCCUGCAGGAAUGGCAGAAAGUGCACAGCAUUAAAUCAUACUACAAUGUCAACAACGGCAGAACAUUCAUCAGUUACUCCUACUAUCCCCAAUUCUGGAUCAGUGUCUCGCAAAGGCCAACAUUUGAAAAAGCUCUUGAACAACUUUUGCAAAGAUCACAUCCCCUUGAAAACACAGACCAGACUAUAUUAGUUGUUGGUGGUGUUCAGUGGCUUAAUUCCAAUCACCUACAAAUUAUUCACAAAGUUUUGAAGAGGGAAAACUUAUUACGUAUUCUGGUGGUUAUUAAAACACUGGGAAUGGGGUUUCAUCUGCCUGUGGAUGGAGUGCAUUCUUUAACCCAGAAUGAAGUACAGAAUUUGUGGAAAGAAAAUUGGAUUAUACUAGAUUCUGCAAAAAGAUAUGGCUUUGAAGUAGUUGAUACUUUCAGCAUAACCAUGGGGCGCUACAAGGAAUUUCUGCAAGGAAAGUGUGGAUGCCAUUUCCAUGAGGUAGUUAAAUCUAAGGCUUCUGGGGAAUAUCAUCUUAUUAAAAUGAAACCAUCAAGACAGCAUGUUGUGGGAAAAUAUUUUAGCAAUUUGAACAAACAGAAGAGACUGCAAAGCUAUGCAACUAAUGCACAAUCACCGUAUCAUGUCAGAGGCCCAGUCAAUCAAGUCUGUUCUGAAAUUCUUCUCAGCAGGAUAUGUGCACAUGAAAGGACUGUGUAGCCUUCCUUCUGGAGAAGCAACUUUGCAUUUGGAGACUUCCCACUUAUCUGGUCUGGGAACCAUGUCAAAUGCAUUACAUAUGUCUAUGGACCUUGAAUGCAUGCUUGUGCACACACACACACACACACACACACACGCACAAACACACACACACACACACACACAGAAUAAAAAGGACACUCUUCCUGAGGAUUUAUAAUGUCAAGAUGUGCCCUUGCACAUUGUGGUUUCUAAAUGACAGAUAAAGAUGCAACAAAAAUUUUUUAAUUUUUUUAAAAAAGGAAAAGAAAGGAAAAAUUUACUUGAAAUAUAGCCAAAUGCUUAAGUAAGCUAAGGGCAGGGUAUUAGGUUUUGUGAGAGUAAAGAUGAAUAAUAGGCACUUGAAAUAUGUGAAGAGACCCUAGAGCUCUUGAGCAUCAUUUUUUCUUACCUAUAGGUACAUUCAUAUUGAUGGGGGUGAGGGGGGAAGCAAUUACAUUCCACUUGCAAAUAGGUACAGUACUUGUGUUCUUCAGUAGAAGAAAAUCCAGUCUUUAGGAUGAUACUGGUUUUUAUAAAACUAAUGCUUCUGAAAAGCAUUUCCCUCCAUUUGCUUGAUUGUUUAUUUUACAAUUUAAGGGAAGGGGGUGGGACAAGGUAAGAAGGGGGUUUGGGAGGAGAACCAGUAUAGGAGACUCCAAAGGGUCUAGACGGGAGAAAUAUUGGAGUGAAUCUCUUUAAAGCUAACACUUCAAUUAUCCCAAGUUUUCUUUACAUAGUCUUUACCCCUAUAUUUUUAAAUAUAUUCCCCUUCUGUCUAGUAUUCUGAACUUAAAUAGGAUGCUUAUAGUAUGAUUUAAUAAUGAAUGUGUCAAGUUAAAGGGAGGAACCAAUUUUUUUCCACAUGCAUUAUUAGAUAAUAGUUGUAAAGUGCUUUUCAAACCUUAAAGAGCUGUAUAAAUGCUAGCCAUUAUACUAUUUUAUAUGAUCUCAUUUGCUUAUGGGAGGAAACAGUAGGACCUGUGAUUUCAUCUAUGCGGGGAAUCCCUGGUGUGGAAAAUCCCUUCACUGAUGCACAAAAGCAACUCAUCUGUAACAGAUAAGUUUUAGAUAGUUUUAAUUACUUGCCUGGGGCACCAAUUUGCUCAGGGUCACAUACUAGUGUAUGUCAAAAGUAGGUCUGGAACCUAGUCCAAACUCUAUGAAUAGCCUUUAAUCUACAAUCCGGCCUUUCUAGUUCCUAUUAUCUUACGUAAAUGUAAGAGGAUUAUGAAAAGAUUUGUUUUUCACUAAGUUUAAUAUAUAUAUAUAUAUUGUAUAUUUGUCAAAGAAUUGUGUUUCCUUAAAUUCCUAGAUACCUUUCCCAGAAUAAAAAAGCCAUCCAUGGACUUACUAGAUCACCACUAAUUUAAUUAUAACUUAUUCUGAUUUUCAAAAGUCAUUUGAGUUUUGGGGAAACACUUGAAUUGGAAGAGAAUUUUAGGUAGCAUUAAACAUUAGUUGGUUUAAUUUUCUUAAAAUAGUGGAAUAAGGAAAUGAUUAUUCUUGAAAAAAAUUCUUCUUAAGAUAGGAACUAUGUGCCAAUCUAACAUUCUUAUUUUCCUUUUCUGUAUUUUAAAGUCCAAAUGCUGAAAUUUUUUGCCUUACACAAGUACUGGUGUUGUGAACUAUUAUCUUAAAGUUAUAAAGUGUUUUAAAAGUAUUGUUUUUCUUUGAAAAAAAGCUAAAUUAAUUCAGUUCAUAACUGAAACUACCAAAAGUGCAAUACCUCAACUUCACCAUCAUAUAGAAAAUAGGACUACCUGACAUGAUUCACUAGUAUGAAUAGAGAUAGAUUCACCAGUAUGAAUUUCUGCAUCCUUCAAAACCUCUAUAUUUUUAUAUUAUAUAUAUUUUUAUACGAAGUUAUUCAAGAAAUGUACACAUCAAUCUAGUCAAUAAGCUGUUUUGAGUUAUAUUUCAACAUAAAAAUAGCAACAUAUACAAGCAGUGCAUGUCUGCAUAACAAAUGGAUUAUAGUUGCUUAUUUUUUAAAAUAUGGUACAGAAGUUAAUUUUGCAAAGAUCUGAUCUUUAUAGCACAUGCAAAUAUAUGAGACACCUAAAAUGGAACACCAUUUUUUUAGGCUUUCAGUUAUUUUAAAGCACAAAAUGCUUUGUAUUUGUGCCAAUGUAUUUCUCUUCUCUCUGCCUUAAAAAAGUAAAGAUUGAUAUUUCCCUCUU
Molecule: messenger RNA, 5916 nt
Organism: Trichosurus vulpecula (common brushtail)
Lineage: Eukaryota; Metazoa; Chordata; Mammalia; Diprotodontia; Phalangeridae
Gene: CPED1
Product: cadherin like and PC-esterase domain containing 1
Exons: 24
Coding region: 578-3715 (1045 amino acids)
Source: RefSeq, a predicted model, not a curated record